Molecule: messenger RNA, 4891 nt
Organism: Platichthys flesus (European flounder)
Lineage: Eukaryota; Metazoa; Chordata; Actinopteri; Pleuronectiformes; Pleuronectidae
Gene: pik3cg
Product: phosphatidylinositol-4,5-bisphosphate 3-kinase, catalytic subunit gamma
Exons: 24
Coding region: 202-3573 (1123 amino acids)
Biological process (GO): phosphatidylinositol-3-phosphate biosynthetic process; phosphatidylinositol-mediated signaling; cell migration
Cellular component (GO): plasma membrane; cytoplasm; phosphatidylinositol 3-kinase complex, class IA
Molecular function (GO): 1-phosphatidylinositol-3-kinase activity; 1-phosphatidylinositol-4-phosphate 3-kinase activity
Source: RefSeq, a predicted model, not a curated record
GAGAUGCGGGCACUUCUCGGCGGGCGGACGGAACUCGACAGAACACCGGUGAAGUGGAAGCCGCUGGAGUUUCCUGAAGUUGGACCGAGACUUUCAACUUGUCCUCUGGGCUCCGGGUCUCUUCAUGUAGCAUCAAUGCCGACACUCGGGCUCACUCGUCGGGCUUUCUUCGGCCUCUGUGUCCGCCUUCGUUGCUAGGCGAUGGACCGGCAGCAGUUCCAGGUGAGCGACGAAGAGCCUAUAGACGUGCGAGAACACAUCCCGAGGAGGAGGAGGAAGAAGGCCAUCUCGUCAUCCUCCACCGCCUCCAUGGACCAGAUCUCCAUCGAGUUCGUCCUGCCCACGGUGGCGUGGGGCGGAGUCAGCCCUGACGUCCUGCAGCUGGAGGUCGCCGGGAACUGGACAGUGGAACAGGUGAAAGCUCAGGUUUGGCUGAAGGCGGUGACUUCAAACAUCAGUCCCGACUUCUACGAGCGGUUUUCCCCCGACCACUGCAUCCUGCUCUACCAGAAGAAAGGCAACGUGUGCGAGAUCUACGACAAGCACCAGGUCUUCCAGACGCUCGACUGCAUCCGCUACUGGAGAGCCCUGAAGAAAGACGUGGGGCGGAUCCAGUUGGUGCCCCGUCCCCAGCCCUCGGAUGAGGCCAUGCGUUACCAGCGCUACCUCAACUACCUGAUCGCCUACGACGUGACUGAUGUCAGCAACGUGCACGACGACGAGCUGGAGUUCACCCGCAGGAAGCUGCUGACGCCGCGGCGCAUCGAGUUGUCCAACCGCGACCCGCAGCUCUACUCCAUGGACCCCUGGGUGACCCGCAAACCACUGCCCGAGCAUCUGCUCAGCAAACUCAGUAACAGUCAGAUCCUGGUGGUGAUCCACAUCACCCAAGCCAGCCAGACCAUCAAGGUCUCCGUGGACGACACACCGGCACAGGUGUUGUCGAGCUUUUUCGUCAAGUUGGCAAAUAAAAGACCUCUGCUGGGCAUCCCUGAAGACGUGUGUGAGGCAGACUACGUGCUACGUGUGUGUGGCAGGGAGGAGUAUCUGUACGGGGAUAAACCACUGCAGAGCUUCAACUGGAUCCGUCAGUGUCUGAAGAAUGGCGAGGAGAUCCACCUGGUUCUGGAGACGCAGCCUGAACCUGAUCUGGAUCUGGUCCACAAGGAGGACUGGGCCCAGGUGGAUGACUGCACCGGUGUCGCAGGUACCCAUGAGCAGCUGACCAUCGAUGAGAAGGACCAUGAGCGAGUGUUCACCAUCUCCAUGUGGGACUGUAACAGGAAGUUCAGGGUGAAGGUGCUGGGCAUCGAUAUCCCAUCGCUGCCUAAGAUCCCAGAGUUCAUUGUCUUCAUAGAGGCCAGUAUCUUCCACGGCCAGCAGCUUUUAGCUCAGGAGAGGACAUCCUCCAAAACCUUCAAUGAAGAAGUGCUGUGGAACUGCUGGCUGGAGUUCAACAUUAAAAUCAAAGACCUGCCUAAAGGGGCGCGCCUCAACCUCCAGGUGGUUUGUGGGAAACAACCUCAGACACCGAACUCCAAGGGAAGCUCUUACCAGGACAACACAGGAGGAGGAGGCAGCCAUGAUGCAAAGACCAAGAGCCGUCUCCUGUACUAUGUCAACCUGCUCCUCAUCGACCACCGCUCGCUGCUCCGCCAGGGCGAGUUCAUCCUCCACAUGUGGAAAAUGCCCGAGAAGAGCGAGGACAGCAGCAGCAGCAGCAUCAACGCAGACAAGCUCACCUCGGCGACCAACCCGGACAAGGCCUCAUCCAUGGCCGUCGCCAUCCUACUGGACAAGUACUGCUACCCUGUGGUGCUGCCCAAGGGUCGGGACGUGAGCCGGGACGCGGCCGCUGGGGGCGAGGAGGCCGAGGCCGGGGAGCGGGGUCACAGGGAGAUGCCGAACCAUCUGAAGAAGCAGUUUGAGGCUAUCGUGGCGACCGACCCCCUGAAUCCGCUCAGUCCUGAGGAUAAAGAGCUGCUCUGGCACUUCAGACACGAGUGUAUGCGCGACCCAAGGGCGUACCCUAAGCUGCUGAGCUCAGUCCGAUGGGGGAAGCAGGAGGAUGUGUUGGCGACACACCGUCUGUUGGAGCGCAGCAGCGCUUGGGACAGCAGCGGUCUGGAUGUUGGUCUGGCUAUGCAGCUGCUCGACUGUCAUUACUCUGACGCCCAGGUUCGCUCCAUGGCCGUCAGGAAGCUGGAGACGCUGGAGGACGACGAUGUGCUCAGAUAUCUUCUGCAGCUUGUACAGGCGGUGAAGUUUGAGCCCUACCAUGACAGUGCCCUGGUGAGGUUCCUGCUGAAGAGAGCUCUGAGGAGUAAGCGUAUUGGUCAUUUUCUCUUCUGGUUCCUGCGCAGUGAGAUCGCUCAGUCCAUGCACUACCAGCAGAGAUAUGCUGUCCUGCUGGAGGCCUACCUCAGAGGCUGCGGGGAAGCCAUGCUCAGGGACUACAGAGAACAGGUGGAGAUGACCGAGGCGCUGCAGAAAGUCACCCGUGAGAUGAAGGCCAUGUGUGCUGACAAAUAUGACGUCACUGCACAAGUGGUGUUUCAGUUGCGUCAGAAACUGGAGACUCUGCAGUCGUCUGGUCUGCCAGAGAGUUUCAGGGUCCCGUAUGAUCCUGGACUGAGAGCUGGAGCCCUGAUGAUUGAGCAGUGCAAAGUGAUGGCGUCUAAGAAGAAGCCGCUGUGGCUGCAGUUCAAAAGGGCCGACCCCACCACUCUGUCCAAAGACCCCAUCGGCAUCAUCUUCAAAGACGGGGACGACCUCCGACAGGAUAUGCUCAUCCUUCAGAUUCUGCUGAUCAUGGAGUCAAUCUGGGAGACUGAGUCACUGGAUCUCUGCCUGUUACCGUAUGGCUGCAUCUCCACUGGGAACAGAAUAGGUAUGAUUGAGAUUGUAAAGGAUGCCACCACUAUUGCCAACAUCCAACAGAGUGUAGUUGGGAGCACUGGUGCCUUUAAGGAUGAAAUCCUUUAUCAGUGGCUGCGGGACAAGUGUGUCAGUGAGGACAAGUUUCAGGAGGCUGUGGAGAAGUUUCUGUAUUCCUGUGGUGGCUACUGUGUGGCCACAUAUGUUCUGGGCAUUGGGGAUCGCCACAAUGACAACAUCAUGAUCACUGAAUCUGGGAAUCUCUUCCACAUCGACUUCGGUCACAUCCUGGGGAAUUAUAAGAGCUUCAUGGGAAUCAAUAAGGAGUGGGUUCCCUUCGUGCUCACACCAGACUUCCUGUACGUCAUGGGAACGUCGGGAAAGAAAAGUAGCCCCCACUUUCAGAAGUUCCAGGACGUGUGUGUGAAGGCUUAUCUCGCUCUUCGGCAUCACACCGACCUGCUCAUCAUCCUCUUCUCCAUGAUGCUGAUGACUGGCAUGCCCCAGCUGACUAGCAAGGAGGACAUCGAGUACAUCCGAGAGGCAUUGACUGUCGGCCGCAACGAGGACGAAGCUCAACGCCACCUGCUGGACCAGAUAGAGAUUUGCAGGGAGAAGGGCUGGAUGGUUCAGAUCAACUGGUUUGUUCACCUGGUGCUGGGGAUCAAACAGGGUGUGGACAAACGGUCCACUUAGUUCAAGUUGAGAAAGUUUUAAGUAAAAAAAAUGUAAGGAUCGCAUCAGGAGGAUUUGUUAGAUGGCUCCCCCUUGUGGCAAUGAGAUUACACACGUCCUCGCAACACAUCUUUCUGUUUUAUACACGGUAGUCUUUCCUUGAACGCCAAGCAAACUGUUCCUGUGUGCUUCUGACGUUGGGUGUGUGUUGGGUGCUUCCAAGGUUUUUCUCCCAUUGGUUCCUGCCAUGGUUGUGCCCCUCCUCCGCUUUGGGUGACCAAUCAUUGCUUGUUGAUGUACAACGCAUCACUAAUAGAUAUAUUUAUGUAACCGACAUUCACAUGUAUUUAAAAGUCCUUUAAUCCAGUCUUAAAUCUAUUCACUGGUGAAGAUAACCAGAGCAGAACAUAAAAACCAAAGGAGAGAAAGUUUUCAUUGCAUUGCUUAGACCAAGUCCAACAUCCACACCAAGCUCACAAAAUGAAUAUCUUUUAUUUUAUUUUGCUCAAAAUCUUCAACCUCAAACCUGCUGCACAAUUUUCCUUUAGUCCUGUUUCCAAAGUCUUACCAUAUCUAUAAAAUGAGCGUAAAAUGUUUACUGAUGAACCACAACACAACCCCCAAAUGAAACGUGUUAGAUGUUAAUUGAAUUGUCACUGAAGUCGUGCUGCUGUUAUCCCAGGGAGAACUGUCAGGACACUGUCACACAUAUGCAAAUGCGAUGCAGAUGCCCUGUGCAGAUCUUGAAGGUAAUGGAAUAUUAAUGAAGUGUUUUUGGGUGAUAAUGUUUUUUCUUUUAAUUUAUACAUCAUUCAUCUUUUUUAUUUGCACAGACCAUCAACAGGGAUUCUUGUCUGUACUUAAAAACUUGGUGCUCGUGACAUUUUGAUUCCAUAAAACACAUUAACAGUCAAAUCUAAUAAUGUUAAUUUAUAACUAGUGUGGAAGACACUAGAGGCACAGUCAUGUGACCGUGGCCUGUGACAUCGAGCACAUGCUGGUCAGUGCUGAUGUCACUUCCAAUAGGAUUAUGGAAUAUACUGCUUAGGAUAGUUAAACUUAAACCCUUCAAGCUUUCAGAGGUUUUUGUGUUAAAGCACAGCUGGGCAGAGACGGACACAAGUAAAGAGACAAACCUGAUGACCCAUAAUUGAAGUCUGGAAAAGUAUGGAUCAUCAUAGGUUACGGAUGAAUUUUGAGAGAUGUGUCGCAGGGAUCGAACUUUUUUUUAUUGAAGCCAUUUGUUGCUGUAAAUAUUUUUCAAAUGAUUCUGCAAAGUGAAAUAAUUUGAACUUGUUAGCUUCUCGUGUUAUUGGAAAAUUAAAGUCAUGUGCUCUGA